This is a messenger RNA of Emiliania huxleyi CCMP1516, 797 nucleotides long. RefSeq lists its product as hypothetical. The coding region runs from base 44 to 643 and encodes 199 amino acids. The record is from RefSeq and is a predicted model, not a curated record. The transcript is spliced from 4 exons. Lineage: Eukaryota; Haptophyta; Isochrysidales; Noelaerhabdaceae.
GCACGGCACGCGGCCCGAGGCGGCGGGCGACUCUGACGACGAGAUGCCCGACCUGUCGAUGCUGUGCUUGCCGGCCGCCAAGCGCAACGCGCCCCUGGCCACGAGCUGUUUGCCCUCUGCCGCCGCCAUGCCCUCGGACGACGGCGUCGCUUCGUCGCAGAGCACCGCCAAGCCGAGGGCGGCGGCGCCGUCUCCAUUCGCGCACCGGCACUGCCCGCCCUCGCCAAGCUUGAAGCCUCGCCGACCCAGCUUGCGCGGGGCGGCUACGCCCGAGAGGCGCCUCUCCUUGCCCGACUCUGCGCCGGAGGAGGAGGAGCCGCCCCUGCGCGCGCUCUUCACGGACAGCAGCGGAGACUUGCCAGCCCCUUGUCCAAGUGCUGCCCUCGCGCUCGCCGAAGCCGCGCGCACAGAAGGCGACACGACCGCGGACGAGGCCCGCUCACAUUGUGAGACGGUGCCUCGCUCGGCGGCGACGUCCGACUUGGCGUUGCCGCAGCCCACGGUCCGGCGCUGCGUCUCCUUUGGCGAGGGCAUCGACCUGCAGCAGGCGUUCCUCGUCCCGGACACGCACUACCAGCGAGAGGCGAAGGGCGAGGUGGGCUUGCUGGAAUCCCUCCUCGCCUCCAUCGGAGUCAGGAUUUGAAUUUGGACGGCGAUGGGCGCCGGCGGCAUCCGAGUUUUUGCGAGACGCUCCACCGCGACGCGCGAGACGGCCCCUCGUGCCUCGACGCCGCGCAGCAGGUGAUAGUUGCAAGUUGGUGGGUGAGAUGAUCUUAAAAGGUAGAUAAAUAAGAAAA